Molecule: messenger RNA, 2052 nt
Organism: Leptidea sinapis
Lineage: Eukaryota; Metazoa; Arthropoda; Insecta; Lepidoptera; Pieridae
Exons: 3
Coding region: 264-1589 (441 amino acids)
Source: RefSeq, a predicted model, not a curated record
GAACAUUCAGUCGCCCGCGCGUAUUCUACGAGGCGCUUGUAUCUGAAUACAAUUGCGCGCGCGCAUGCUUCCUAUAACCUUUCGGACUCGCCGGUAUUUACGACCAACGUUAGUUCGCCAACAAAUACAAUCUCCACUCUCAAGUGCACAUACAAUACAAACUAUGCAGAAAUUCUUGACGUAUUCGAUCACUGCCAAAUAGUGCUAAAGGAUUAACCAGAGCGAUUUUACAAAGUUUGAGAUGUUGGGGUGACUCGACGAGCAUGCGUUGGAUGAUCUGUUGGCAGGUUCUGGUCGCGCUGCAUUCGCUACCACCCACCAAUGGACAAACGCCUAGUCCCACCUUAUGUAAUGAUGACGCAUGCCGAUGCGACUCUUUCACGAGAGUUAUAUGCAAAUGCUCUCAAUCUUCCGUGGAGGUGACUCUGAGACCGAAUGGCGCCUUUCGAGUACCAUCUAUGGCCACAGCAAUUACUAUCGACGGCUGUGCAAAGGUGCAGUUCCUACCAGAGACCGUGGGAAAUCUGACUCAACUGAGAACAGUGCAGCUGAAGAAUAUUGAUUACAUAGUGAUAAGCGAACGUGGCUUAGCUUGGUCACCGUUCAGUCGACACAGUGACAUGGAGCCCGGUAUAAGAAUUACUAUAGAGAACAGUACAGUUGACGAAAUAUCCUCACAUGCAAUUCAGGGGCGAGUCAACGAUAUUAUCAUUAGUGAUAGUAGAAUUAAUAAUUUGAGACCAUUCGCGUUUUCUAGUCUCACAGGUUUGAAAAAUGUGGAACUUAACAAUAAUGAGUUCAAAAAUAUUGACAUUCAGACAUUCAAAAAGUUCAGUGUGUCGAAUUUUGUGGUUCGCGGUGGUAAGAUAGACACAAUGCCGAGUAGAUUCUUGUCCGACGUAGAAAUUACUAACUUAUUUAGACUAGACAGUGUUAACAUAAAUUAUUUAUCUAGUUUGACAUUUCUUGUCAGUUCACCAAAGAGAAUUUUAGUAGAAAAUAAUUUAAUAGGGACUCUAGAAGGUGAUGGUUUUCAUGUAAUUUCAACAGGUCCAAUUACAUUUAGGAACAAUAGUAUAAGUAAUCUUAGAAAGGGUGCUCUUCUAGGAUUCACGGUUGAUGCUGAAGUCCUAUCGACGAUGGGAAAACAAGAAUUGUUAAUUGAUAACAACACGAUAACAAAUUUGUCUCCGGCUUCAUUGAUAUAUAACAUGUCAUCGCUUACCUUGCGAAUUGACGGCAUGAAUUUAAACACCACAUGUUCUUGUGAGAUUGCUGACGAAUGGCGAGAAAUAUAUGAGCAUGGGGCUAUUAUUAACUGCUGGUAUGACUUAGAAGGGCAUUUUAUAUCGAUACCAACAUAUGUAACCAUUCGAUGUGGCUCUUUCAAAAACAAUUAUUGGAUAUUUAUUGUGAUCGCUGUUGUAGUAGUAGUUUUGAUAGUUGCUAUCGUUUUAUAUUUUGCAUUGAAACAUGAGAAUGAGAAGAAAAAGAAAUUACAGAUCGUAUUACCAGAUGGAAAAACCUAUAGGGAAACAGAGUUUCACAUAGUCGUAGAAAGAGCUGAACUACUCACAACUGAACUGUGAUUCUUGCGUUACGUUUAUUGUUUUGCUUCCUUUAAGGCAUCGAGUCAAUAAUCGAGAGUUGAGACAUUGAUAAGCGGCAGUGGGGCUGAAUUAUUAUUGGGGGUUUGAUCCUUAAUAGAGCUUGGUGUCGAGAAAUUUACGACUAUAAUACGACUGCUCCCUUAUUAACGAACACUGCAGUUAUAGACGUUAUCAGACAUAUGGGUUUAAAGUUGAGCUAAGAGGUUGCGCGACGAUUCAAAAAAAGUAAGAUAGAUAGAUACGAUGGCUUACAAAUCCUUGUGUUUGCAUUACACAUACAUUCCUCUAACCAACUGCCUUGUGCUACCUCAACUUAGAUAAUAAAGUGCCAAUUAUAAUUAAGUUGAUCAUCAGUAUUAUGUGGUAAACAAAUAUAUUCCUAGACAGAUUAGUCCUAUACUUAUGAAAUAUUUGUAAUUAAUUUAAUAAAUAUUAUGACUUA